This is a messenger RNA of Racocetra persica, 366 nucleotides long. The record is from the annotation of a GenBank genome assembly. Lineage: Eukaryota; Fungi; Glomeromycota; Glomeromycetes; Diversisporales; Gigasporaceae.
ACCACAUUGAUGCCAAAUAUACAACUUAGAAGAAUUUCUGAAGCCGAAUAUGGAAAAGCUGUAGGAUUAGGUUUUAAAUAUAUAACGUUACUAUUAAUGUCUGUAAUACUGUCAGGAUUAUUUGGGUCAAAAUUAAAUGUGAAAGUGUCGUCGGGAACAUCUGUUAAUAAGGAGACAGAACCAUUGCUAGAACAGGUUUUCCUUGCUAAACCUAAAAGCAAAAUAAUCCCGUAUAUCAAAAGAGGUAAUUCAUUAAACGCAGAGAAAGUUGUCAAAAUAGUUGUAUUAAAAGCAGAAACCAAAAAAGUUUCAUUACGAAUAGAAGUUAUAUUUGUAGAAAUAUUGAAGCCAAAACCGAGAAAGUAA